This is a messenger RNA of Sphenostylis stenocarpa, 591 nucleotides long. Lineage: Eukaryota; Viridiplantae; Streptophyta; Magnoliopsida; Fabales; Fabaceae. The record is from the annotation of a GenBank genome assembly.
AUGUGUUCUGUUGGAUUCCUUAUCUUCUCUCUUUGUUUAGGUUUUCUUAGCGAGUGUUACCCUUUGCUCCUAACACUGAGCUUAACCCAACUUCACAAAGGUAUCAUGAAUAGGGAAAAGUUGAUGAAGAUGGCUGGUUCGGUUAGAACUGGAGGAAAGGGUACUGUGAGAAGAAAGAAGAAGGCUGUCCAUAAGACAACAACCACAGAUGACAAAAGACUUCAGAGCACUCUGAAGAGAAUAGGGGUGAAUGCCAUUCCUGCAAUUGAGGAAGUCAAUAUCUUUAAGGAUGAUGUAGUUAUCCAGUUUCUAAAUCCCAAAGUUCAAGCAUCCAUUGCUGCAAAUACUUGGGUUGUCAGUGGUUCUCCACAAACAAAGAAGUUGCAGGAUAUACUCCCCAGCAUUAUCCACCAAUUAGGACCAGAUAACUUGGAAAACCUUAAGAAGCUUGCGGAGCAAUUUCAGAAGCAGGCUCCUGAAGGAGCUGCUGGGUCAACCACAGCUCAAGAGGAGAAUGACGAUGACGACGUCCCGGAGCUUGUUCCAGGACAGGAUUUUGAGACAGCUGCCGAGGAGACCAAGGCAUCUUAG